CAUAAACGCAUGCUGUCUCUAUCGCACGCAUAACACAGCGCAUUGCUUGCAAGUGCUAACGCUGCGUAUGAGUACAACACUGCGGUUACAGCAGCACUCGCUCGUGCCUUGCGCCUGCAGACACCAAACAGCGAGACAGACAGACAGACAGACAGACAGCAAGCCCGCGACUGAGUUUGCCUUUUGUGCUUGCCUGCUGGCAAUUGGCCAAGUUAAUAGACAAAAGCCGAUAAUGACGUUGCUGGAGCAGCUGCCGCUGUUGUUGAUGAUGACGCUGCUAACUUGGUUAUUGCUGCCAGCAUAAAAACACAGACAAAAGCAAAACUUAAUAAAACAACAGCAACAACAACAAUAAAAGGGACAGACACACACCCACAGCGUUGCACUUAACGCAGCUACGAGGCUUACUGCAUUUCCGCUUGUUGUUGUCGUCGACGUCAUGCCACUCCAUAUGGCUGCAAGCAGCUGGAGCCGCCUGCUGCUGCCGCUGCCACUAUUCGUUCUAAUUGUGAUGAGCGCUACCACCAAUGGCGGCGUUCAUGGACCCAUCGAUGGCUACAAUACUUUGUCCGAGCAUACAACAACAGCUGGCAUUGGGUCUGGCAUUGGCGCUGCCAUCGACACUGGCUAUGGCAUGGAUAUGGGCCUGAUGCCCACUCAUGCGCCCACCGUCGCUUAUACGCAUCCCAAAUGGAUGGAGCCAUAUUUUGAUCCGUCUACGCCGCGCAAUGUUACCGCCCUCAUGGGCAAGUCCGCCUAUCUCAGCUGCCGCGUACGCAAUUUGGCCAACAAAACGGUAUCCUGGAUACGUCAUCGUGAUAUACAUAUAUUGACAGUGGGCUCGUAUACAUACACAUCCGAUCAGCGGUUUCAGGCCACACAUCAUCAGGACACCGAUGACUGGACGCUGCAGAUAAAAUGGGCGCAGAAACGUGAUGCGGGCAUGUACGAAUGUCAGAUAUCAACGCAGCCCGUGCGCAGUUAUUUCGUGCGUCUCAAUGUUGUAGUGCCAACGGCUACCAUACUUGGCGGACCUGACCUUCACGUUGAUAAAGGCAGCACCAUAAAUCUCACUUGCACUGUAAAGUUCAGCCCCGAACCGCCGGCCUACAUAUUCUGGUAUCAUCACGAGGAGGUCAUUAAUUAUGAUUCAUCAAGAGGCGGCGUGUCGGUAAUUACCGAAAAGGGCGAUGUGACAACCUCAUUUUUGCUUAUACAGAAUGCAGAUCUGGCCGAUUCCGGUAAAUAUUCCUGUGCACCCUCCAAUGCAGAUGUUGCCAGUGUGCGUGUGCAUGUUCUAAAUGUUCGGGCCAUAAUUUCAGGUGAACAUCCGGAGGCAAUGCAAACUGGUUCAUCCGGUUGCCACUACAAUUGGCUAACAAUUGGCUUGCUGCUCUGCCUGGUCUUCAGCUACAAUCACAGACAGCAGCAGAGCAGCGUUGCAAGUGUUGCAAGCGACGCCAGCGUGGCCACAGCAGCUGCCACAAACAGCUCAACGCCAACAGCAGCAACAACAACCACAAGCAUUGACAGUGUGGCGCAUUUGCUGCCCGCGGUUAACAACAACAGCCGCGCCCCUAAUCAACGUGGCUGCCACAGAUGAUCGCAGCAAGCUGUUGCCACUGCCACAGCGGCCACAAGCCGCAUGUAAUGUCAGCUGACGCAAGGACGACAACCCAAAUAGCCUCAGCCCAGACCCUAUCCCUACGAUGUCGUAUACGCAACGACAGGCGACAGUCGACAGUCGAAGAAAUAUAAGCUGCAACGUAUGCGUGUGUCACAUGUAAUCUCGGGAUUAUGGACACAGCACACAGCACCAGGCAGCAUUUCAAAUAAAGUAACACAACCAAAGGCGGGGGCGGGUGGUAGUUGGACAGCUCAUUGAAAACUGGGUCAGCAAAUAAAUCGAAAUAUAAGCUUAUGGCCCAGGUGCUAGAGCCUUCGAGCCUAUAAAAGCUUUUAGUCGUAAAAAUUCAGUAAUUAAAUCAUAUAUGGCCAAAAGGUAAGUUUCAAUUAUGCACAAGCUUCAUGCUUAAGUUAAUAUAUCCGUUGCGUUAGUUAGUGCAAAGCGCACUGCCUGGCUUAAUGGCAGAGCCCCAGCAUCAGCAUCGAAUGACAAUCGACUCAUUAAUUAACACAUGCGCACAGCAAAUGGCGAAAUGGCGAUGCAAAAAAUAAAGCACUCGACAA
Messenger RNA from Drosophila busckii, 2190 nucleotides. RefSeq lists its product as uncharacterized. The record is from RefSeq and is a predicted model, not a curated record. Bases 440 to 1603 code for a protein of 387 amino acids. Gene Ontology annotation, cellular component: neuron projection membrane. Lineage: Eukaryota; Metazoa; Arthropoda; Insecta; Diptera; Drosophilidae. The transcript is spliced from 9 exons. Gene Ontology annotation, biological process: synapse organization.